AUGGGGUUGGUUGAAACAGCUCUCGAGCAUGUCACCAUCAAGGCCGUUGCCAUCUUCGGAGUGGUAGCGUGGUUCCUAUGGAUUGUUGUACAGCGCUUCGAUGAAGCUGUGCGCCUGCGUCGUCUGGCGCCUGGUACUCGCGGGCAGACACUGAAUGCUCGUCUUCCCGGUGGCAUCGAUUUCAUCUUCAAGGCUGUCCGCGGAGCCAUGACACAUAAGAAUGUCGACUUUUGGAUAGAUAUGCUUUCAAAGGUAAAGGGCUGGACCGGCGAGAAGAGGAUCCUCGGCGCCCGCAUUGUCUUCACCGCCGAACCCGAAAACAUCAAGGCCAUCCUGGCCACCCAGUUCUCCGACUACGGCAAGGGCGAGCCUUUCCACGAGGAGUGGCACGAGUUCCUCGGCGACAGCAUCUUCACCACCGAUGGUGACCAGUGGCACGCCAGCCGACAGCUCAUCCGCCCCCAGUUCGUCAAGGACCGCGUCAGCGAUUUGCAGUGCUUCGAGUCGCAUAUCCAGACCCUUUUCAAGGCCAUGGCCAACGGCGGUGCUCUCGACGGCGAGGGCCAGAAGGUCGACAUGAACGCCGUCGACGGCAAAGUUAUUGACAUUUCGGAGCUGUUCUUCCGUUAUACCCUCGACGUUGCCACUGACUUCCUGCUCGGCCAAGACGUCAAGUCUCUCACUACCAUCAAACAGGAAUUCGCCGAAGCCUUCAACGAGGUACAGCGAGUCCAGAACAUCAUUGCCCGCGCCACCAAGCUCAGGCGCUUCGUCCCCCUCUUCUCCUUCCGCGCCGGUCUCAAAGUCAUGAACGCCUUCGUCAACAAGUUCAUCGAGCGCGCUCUCCGCCUCAGCCCCGAGGAGCUGGCCUCCAAGUCCAAGUCCGACCAAGGUUAUACCUUCCUCCACGAACUUGCCAGCUUCACCCGCGAUCGCACCGUUCUGCGUGACCAGCUGGUCGCCGUUCUCCUCGCCGGCCGUGACACUACCGCCUCGUCACUUUCCUGGGUCAUCUACGAGCUCGGUCGCCACCCCGAAGUCGUGCAGAAGCUGCGCGCCGAGAUUAUCGAGCAGGUCGGUCUCGACCGCGAGCCCACAUACGCCGACCUCAAGAACAUGAAGUACCUCCAGAACGUCAUGAACGAGACGCUGCGCCUGUAUCCCGUCGUGCCGUUCAACGUUCGCCUGGCGCUGAAGGACACGACGCUGCCCGUCGGCGGCGGACCAGACGGCACCUUGCCCCUGGCCGUAUGCAAGGACACUCCCAUCGGCUACUCGACACUGCUCAUGCAGAGGCGUGAGGACCUCUACCCGCCCGUCUCCGAGAAGUUUGCACACCCCAGCAAGUUCUCCCCCGAUCGCUGGUUCCACUGGCAGCCGAAGCCGUGGACGUACAUCCCCUUCAACGGCGGGCCGCGUAUCUGCAUCGGACAACAGUUUGCUCUGACGGAGAUGGGAUACACGCUGUGCCGUCUGUUCCAGCGGUUUGAGAGGGUCGAGAGCUACAUGGACGACAUUGACGGCGGAAACCCCACGCUCAAGGCCGAGAUUGUGCUGCAACCGGGCGACGGCGUCAAGGUUGCUUUUUGGCGGGCGAAGCAGGACUGA
This is a messenger RNA of Colletotrichum truncatum, 1608 nucleotides long. Its product is annotated as cytochrome P450. Gene Ontology annotation, molecular function: heme binding; iron ion binding; monooxygenase activity. Lineage: Eukaryota; Fungi; Ascomycota; Sordariomycetes; Glomerellales; Glomerellaceae. The record is from RefSeq and is a predicted model, not a curated record.